CUGAGUUGGAGCAACGCUGUCAAACUAAGUUAACCAGGACUAUAGUGUUAGGAUGUCAGUAUUAGUGUAUGACAGCUGACUACAAAAAAAUUCUGGAGAGCAAAAUGUGCGUUAGGUUGAGUGGCAGCUGAGCUUUAGAAAGUUAGACAAAACGUAGCUAACAUUAGUUUGACAGAUAGCUUGAUAGUUUAGCUUAGCCAUGACAGGGACGUGUUUAUACCUCUCUCAUGUCAACCACUGGUCUUUAACUGUGGACUAACGCAGGUGAAUGCUUCAGAUUUAAAUUACAUUGCCGGGUAAUGGUUAGUUUGUAAAUUUAGCCUAUAUUUGAGCAAAAAGUUAACUUCUAACCCAAGGCAGAUUAAGGUUAGCCUGCUAGCACCGCGUAAAACCACUGACUAACCACGAAUCUGUUUCUGUGGGAAUUAUGAGCACCAGUAAUAAUUAUGCAAGUCGCAAACGGAGGAAACCUGUCCAGAAAAGUGUGCAGCAGUCUCCUCCUGAAUGUGUCAAAUCAAAUCCUUCCAAACGACAUCGAGACCGGCUGAAUGGAGAGUUGGACAGGUUGGCCAGCCAGCUUCCUUUCCCGCAGGAAGUUAUAUCCAAGCUGGACAAGCUCACCAUACUGAGGCUAAGUGUGAGCUACCUGCGGGCCAAAAGUCACUUCAAUGUGACCCUGAAUUCAAAGUACUCCAACCAGCUAGCAAAUAACACUAAACCACACAUUCAGGAGCUGCCAGAGGGAGAAUUGUUGCUACAGGCUAUAAAUGGCUUUGUGUUGGUGGUCACCUCCAAUGACACAAUUUUCUAUGCUUCCUCCACCAUUGAGGACUACUUGGGGUUCCAUCAGUCGGAUCUCAUCCAUCAGAGUGUUUAUGAGCUCGUUCACACUGAAGACCGGGCUGAAUUUCAGAGGCAGCUCCACUGGGCACUCAACCCCAGCUGCAUCCCAGACACCGGACAGCUAGUGCAAGCUUCUCAGGAUGCACCGCUGCCUCAGACAUACUACAGUCCAGAGCAGUUGCCACCAGAGAACUCCACCUUUCUGGAGCGAAAUUUUGUUUGCAGGUUAAGAUGUCUUUUGAAUAACUCCUCUGGCUUUCUUGCCGUGAACUUUCAGGGGCGUUUGAAGUUCUUGUAUGGGCAGAAUGAGAGGACAGCAGAUGGGAAACCCGUCCCUCCUCAGCUGGCUCUGUUUGCCCUGGCCUUCCCUCUGCAGCCACCUUCCAUACUGGAGAUCCGCACCAAGAGAUGCUUUUUUAAAACCAAGCAUAAGCUGGAUUUCACGCCCACCGCGUGUGACGCAAUAGGGAAGAUUGUUCUUGGCUACACGGAGGAAGAGCUGUGUUACCGUGGCUCAGGCUAUCAGUUCAUCCAUGCAGCUGACAUGCUCUACUGCGCCGAGAACCACAUACGGAUGAUGAGGACGGGUGAAAGUGGGUUGACUGUGUUCAGACUGUUGACAAAACAGAACAUCUGGGUUUGGGUGCAAUCCAACGCCAGACUUGUCUACAAAAAUGGGCAACCAGAUUGCGUCAUCGCCUCACAGAGAGUCAUCACGAACGAGGAGGGUGAGGAGAACCUGAGAAAGCGUGCUAUGAUGCUUCCUUUCAGCUUCACUACAGGAGAAGCUGUUCUCUAUGACAUGAACCUGCUCAGAUCUCAGAGUAACACCAUACCUUCUGAUACCACUGCUCUGGAUGACAGUACCCAAGCCAGAUCCACUGGAACUGUAGACCCCGACUCCCUGCUGGGCUCCAUGCUGAAGCAGGAUGAGUCGAUUUAUGUGUGUCCUGCAGAUGAGCACUCUGUAUCAGUACAGGGUUUAGAGAACGAGGAUCUUGGUGGCAUCUUCUCCAGUAACUGGCAAGAAAGUGCUCUUUCACUCUCUGAAAGCUCUCUUUUCAAACAAGAGCCAGUCGUUAACUCUGGAGGAGACGACAGCUGUGAGAUACUGAACUUCAUGGGGAGCUUAGGGAUCAGACCAGAAGAUCUGAAGUUCCUUCAGGAUGAACUGUUCCUCAGGAUUGACCUCGGUGGUCAGAAUGAUGUGGCAGACCUCACAGAUGGCAUCUUCUCCUAUGUACAACACUCUCUCAGGACGGAGGCAGACUGUAUAAUGUCUGGUGACAGCCUGAAGGAUCUCAUCGGGAAGCCUAUGCAGACCUUCACACCUCCACAGCGAGCAUCUGCAUUAAUCUUACAGGAUUCAUGUGAUCCUCUCACAUUAGUACCUCAGGAACAACAGAUGACUUUUACAACAGAACAUCCUGAAACAAAGACACAAUAUUUCACACCAAUACACCCUCAGAGUGAACCGCAGGCCAUACCAAAUCUCCAAAACGUAAUGUCUCAACCAUAUAACGAAAUGGGAAUCACACAAUGCGAACCUUCACACAUAACAACCCAAAAACACCAAGUUCAGAUGAUAAGCCAACAGUCUCAGUGCUCAUACCUUCCACCUCUCCAUCUGCUGGAGUGUAAAACACUCAAAAAUGCUCAGGUUUGUGGGAACCUCACUGAAGUUCUGGUCAGCGACACUCAGCAGGUUCCUCCUCUCUUCCAGCCAGAGCUCCAACAGCCUGGAUGCUUUUACCUGGAGUCGCCCCUUCAGGAUCUGAAGCACCCUAAUAGGAACCAUCUGAGCACUGUGUCCUUCAGCUGCUCCCAGCAGCACUCUUCACCUUAUAUCACUGCAGGUGACACAAGUAUGAGUGAGUUCACUGCUCAGGACCUUGAAGUGCUGCUCAGUGGCCUGGAUGGUGAUGUGGAGAGGAACGAGCACUCGGGACAAAACAGAGGAGUGGGUGUCAGAUCGAGUCUGGAUCAACAAGAUUACAUAGGCCAGUUUCAGAAUGGAAGCCACACAAAGUAUGCAAUGGAGAGUAACACAACAUAUCUGGCACAGCAUCCCGACCAGCAUCAGAACGACAGCAGACCUCAUCCAAACCUGUCUUUAGGAGGAUACUUGUGACUGAUCAGCUGGCAAUCAUGAAGAAAUAGAGCAAAAACACUUGGCGGAACUUCAUUCAUACCUAUGAGAGGUUGGGAUGAUCAGUGGCUGUGGUCAUACAAACCCAUAAUGGCUGGGCCAGAAAAGAGCACCAGCAGAGUACAGGAUGAGGAGGAGGAAG
Molecule: messenger RNA, 3134 nt
Organism: Sinocyclocheilus grahami
Lineage: Eukaryota; Metazoa; Chordata; Actinopteri; Cypriniformes; Cyprinidae
Product: aryl hydrocarbon receptor-like
Exons: 11
Coding region: 428-2974 (848 amino acids)
Biological process (GO): regulation of DNA-templated transcription; xenobiotic metabolic process; response to xenobiotic stimulus
Cellular component (GO): nucleus
Molecular function (GO): protein dimerization activity
Source: RefSeq, a predicted model, not a curated record